AUGUCAUUUGGAUUUCAAAAUAUCAGUGUGUCUAGCAUUCCGAACACUACUUUCAGCUACGUAUAUUCGAACACAUCUAAUACAACAUCCCGAACGCCGGAUCAUGUCUUUGUUUGUAAAUGGCAUCUACCAGUAAUCGAGUGGUUAAAAGUCGCUAUGUUAACAUUUGGUUUUAUUGGGAACGGAUUGACAUCUUUCAUCAUUACUUUGAAAAAGAAUUUACACAGCAAAACGUACGCUGUCAUAGGUUUUCUCGCUCUUUCAGAUUGUGUAUACUGUUUGGGUGGAUUACUGUGGGGUCUUUUGUACUAUGCCUACAUGGACCCAAAUAACUAUAGGAACCUACAGAAUUGUACUGGUGAAUUCUUAUACAAAUACUUAAAGAAAUUGAUUAUGGUUAUGAUAUCUUCAACGUACCUUGCCUCUGGCUUUUUAAUUGCUGCACUAUCAGUGUUUCGGUACAUCAUAAUCUCUUACCCACUGAAAGCAAACAUUCUACUGACAAAAAACAUUGUUAUAAUGACCAUCAUUGGAAUUUUUACCGUGUCCUUUAUCUUAGGAGUCUUAAAAACCUUCGAAUUUAACGAGAAAACUGAGAAAACAUUGGAUAUUUUGGUUUCUUAUCUCGCACCGCUAAGCGUCAUGGUGAUAUUCCAUGCUCUAAAAAUAAUUAACCUCAAAAGGAAUAGUCUGCAGACGAAAAAUUCCUCGGUACGAAAGAUGGAAGUAGUUGUUAUCAUGGUUGUGCUUGCUUUCUUUCUUCUGCUUCUGCCGUGGCACGUGUUCUCAAUCCUUUUCGAAUUUGGUCUUUACACUCCAGAAUAUGUGACACAAACUAUUUCUUCUCUACUCCUCCAGCUCAACAACUGCAUCAACCCAGUGUUUUACGCCUUCUUGUCUCCUCGGGUCAGGGAAGGAAUUUGCCCUUGCUGUGUCCGGAAGAAGAAUAAGACGAGAAAUAUGACAACCACUCAGUCUUCAUCUAUAACGAAUAGUUUAAGUUGUUCUUCAGUUCAUUCAACAACUUUCAGUUCAUUUCAACCAAACAUCUAA
Saccostrea echinata is the source of this 1053-nucleotide messenger RNA. Its product is annotated as galanin receptor 2b-like. Gene Ontology annotation, biological process: G protein-coupled receptor signaling pathway. The transcript has a single exon. Gene Ontology annotation, cellular component: membrane. The coding region runs from base 1 to 1053 and encodes 350 amino acids. The record is from RefSeq and is a predicted model, not a curated record. NCBI's taxonomy places the organism in Eukaryota, Metazoa, Mollusca, Bivalvia, Ostreida, Ostreidae. Gene Ontology annotation, molecular function: G protein-coupled receptor activity.